CCGCUCCGGUGCACCACUCAUUCUGCAGCCGGCUGCGGCGAGUGCUGUGUCGUGUUGUGCGAGCCGUGCGACUCAUUCUCACGAUGGGUGCUCACGUAUCGAGGACCGACUUCGAGUGGGUUUACAGCGACGAACCUCACGCCACUCGUCGGAAGGUGAUCCUCAAGAAGUACCCCCAGAUCAAGGAGCUGAUGGUGACGGACCCAUGGUUCAAGUGGCAGAUCGUGGGCAUGGUGACGGUCCAGCUGAUCAUGUUCUGGCUACUUCGCGACGCGUCGUGGAUCACGAUCGUCGUGCUGGCAUACUGCUUUGGCGGCGUCAUCAACCACGCGCUCAUGUUGGGCAUUCACGAGAUCGCGCACAACCAGGCGUUCGGCCAGGGCAAGGGGCUGCCCAACCGGCUGUUCGGCAUGUUCACCAACCUGCCUGUCGGCAUACCGGCGUCGAUAUCUUUUCGGAAGUACCACUUGGAGCACCACCGGUAUCAGGGCAUUGACACAAUCGACGCGGACCUCCCCACCGAGCUGGAGGCCAAACUUUUCUGCCACACAGGCACAAAGCUGCUGUGGGUGAUCUUGCAGCCGCUGUUCUACGCACUCAGGCCCGUGUUUGUCUUUCCCAAGCCCGUCACUGGGCUCGAGGUGCUCAACAGCGUCAUCCAGAUCUUGUUCGACUGCCUCGUCUACUAUUUCUGCGGAGGCAAAGUUCUCUUCUACAUGAUUGGUGGGUCCCUGCUGGCCAUGGGCCUGCACCCAGUGGCCGGCCAUUUUGUCUCCGAGCACUACAUGUUCAAGAAGGGCUUCGAGACCUACUCCUACUAUGGCUGCCUCAACUGGGUCACCUUCAACGUUGGCUACCACAUGGAGCACCACGACUUCCCCGCUGUGCCGGGCUCCAAGCUGCCUCUGGUCAAAAAGAUCGCCGGGGAGUUUUACGACGACCUGCCCCAGCACAACUCUUGGGUCAAGGUCCUCUACGACUUCAUCAUGGACCCCGAAAUCGGUCCGUACGCCCGUAUCAAGAGGAAGGGAGCGGCCAUGCCCGUACUCGACGGCUCCGGCGACGUCAUCAAACCCAUCUCGGACGUCACAUUUGCCGACAUGAACGGCUCUUCCAAUGGUGUCAAGAAGCACGAGUGAGGCCGUGGGAAAGGAGGGGGCAAGGGGGAGGGUAGAGGGAAGGGAGGAUGGGACGGAGAGGAGUUCGUACAUGGGGGGUGGGGAGUAUGGGUUUAUGCUCAUGACGCACACGAGGGAAAUGGAAAGGGGGCGAUUUGAAAGAACGGUGCUGUACAAGAAAAGGUGACUGCUGACUCUGAGUUUAUAAGUCUCUUAGCUUGGCAAGGAAGCUGGAUUGUUUGAUGGACUUGAGGUUGCGAAAGUACCUGCGAGUGUGUAGGGGCUGUAAUGUAGAGGAUCGGUUAUGAAAGGCUAACACAGGUUUAGGAUUGGCGGGUCUUAAUACUGGGUUGGAAGCACGUGACGAAACAUGAGAGGGUUUCGUAUUGUGGCUUUUGCACAGUGGCAGGCACAAAGCGUGAAAGGCUUGUAGUGACCAAGUCGAGUAGUGCGUACAGUCAUCAUGCUCGCAUGUUGCGCUAUCGAUGAAAGUUUGCUGGAGCAGUGGUGCCUGUGACGUAGUGAAACUAUCCUGUGCGACCGUGUGCAUCGUUCAAGGGCAUUAUUAAUGCUGCGACGAAGCCUUCUCGCAACGGGCAUUGCCUAGAAGCUUCACAGCCGGUGACUGGUGGUGGCAGAGGGAACUGCGUGCAAUCGCGGCCACAUCUGCAAACAGCCAAAGUGUGAGAAACUAGCGCCCCAUGCCAACGAUGUUGGCUUUGAACUCGCCUGUGAAUACGAGCCUUCGUGUGUGACAAAGGAUGGACUGCGAGGGAAUGUGUUGGAAACGGCAUGGACCAAAGUGCGAAAGACUGAGACUGCUGUUUUUUGAAGGAACUGUGUGGGAUGUACGUCUUUCAAGGGUGGUGUGGCGUGUGGAUUGUGCGACAGUGUUUUAGUUUUUUUUGUGUGUUUUAAAGUGGUGUGAAGAAUGUCGUGACGGUAUGCUCACAUUGAGCUGCGUGUUAAGGUUUUAUCGAAAGGAUAACGCGGGCUUUUGCUUUUCCAGGAAAGGGGGCGGCCAGUCCACUGCAGGUGGCCUAGCUGGUACGAGUUCAUAAUUACAACUCAUUGUGCGAGAAGUGUGGCAUUGUCUUUCGCCACAUUGGUCAUAGUUGCCAGCCACUGUAUCUUCCCUUGUUUCGGUGUAGCCUCGUGUAUUGCUAUUUUCAGGCUGUUAAAGGGAUUUCUUACAGCACGAGGUGUUUACAAGAAGAUUUUUCUCAAGUAUCUGAAAGUGCUUAGACAGGCAACAGGUGAAGGAAGUGUGAUGAAUAACAAAAGAAAAUAUGGGAUAGAAGUGAAAGAAGCAGUGUCACCGGUAGUCCCAGAAGGUAUUACCGCGUAACAAGCGCCACUCCACUUUAGGUCAACAAUACUCGAAAGCAAGUACUAAUUGACUAUGCUGCGCAAACAUGCAGUGAAGUUGCAGAUGAUUUCUGUCGGUGUACAAAACUCUUGCAUUGUCUUACAUUAAAAAAAAUAAAUACAGGCAUUUAGUGCAAUCAUCGGGCCCACGUGUGAAGACAGUUCAGGACGGCUCCACGUCCAUAUUGCCAAGCUGAUUAAAUGGUCUUGUUAUCAAAGUUCUCUCAUGCCUCUAAACCAUGUCAAGGCACUUGAAACAAAUGCGGGAAUAAGUGUGCGGCUGCUCUACACUAGUGUGUGUAUAUACAUGCCUCUGCUUAAAAUCUGAUAACGCUCGUUGUAGCUUGGAGAAAUGACUCGCACUGUAACUCCUUUACAUUGCAUGAUGUAGUGGGGAAGUGUGAAGGUGUUUUAAAAUUUCGAGCUGUAUUACUUAACUUUGGCUCCUCUUUUCUAGUGCGGCAGUAGUUAGUGGAGAUAAAGAUGCCGAUGAUGGUGGUGAUGAAUUAGUCGAAAGACCCAUUGGAAUGAACUUUGGCUGGCAGUCAUGGAAAGUAAAAGCGUUCGAAGUGUAUUCCAAGUCACAAUGGCUUUCUUUUUUAUUUCAUUCUUCCUCUUGCAUGCUGUCGGUGAAAUUUUCCAGUGUUAAUGUUUUUACACGUGUUUCUCCCAUUGGAAUGAACAUUGGCUGGUAGUCGUGGAAGUAAAAGCAUUUGGAGUGUAUUUCAAGUCACAGUGGCUUUCCCUCUCUUUUUUAUUGCAAUCUUUAUCUACCGAGCUGCUAGUGAAAUCCCCCAGUGUUAAUGUUUUCACGUGUGUUUCUGUGUACAGCGUAGCCAUGACAGGGAAGAGAUCACGUUCUUAGUCUGUUGGCAUUUGAGUCGUGGUGCACAAUCUCUAUUUAGCCGGCGUUCUUGCUCUGCGCUUAUAGACAAAACUUGCGCUGAGUGUAGUUUGUGGGUUAACAUAGAAAACUGCGCGAAAUGAACAGUGGGCAAAAGGGGAGAGACAGCCACUAUGCUGGAGACUAGACGUUUUAUUGCACUGAUGAACGUUAAUAGACACGAAGGCACGUGGUGCAUGCAAGAUAUGCGAGGCGUUCGCAAAUUGCAGCACUCUUAAAGUCGGGCAAUGCAGUAGUUGUCUGGCCUGAGUAAACACUUGUGUUGUCCAGUUCCCUUUCCUGUCUGUCACUGUUUUUUACCAUAUCUGAAUGCCUUGUGUAAAGGAGAGAGAGAGAAUAAACAUAUUUACAAGGUA
Rhipicephalus sanguineus (brown dog tick) is the source of this 3746-nucleotide messenger RNA. It is a transcript of the gene ifc, whose product is annotated as sphingolipid delta(4)-desaturase DES1. Lineage: Eukaryota; Metazoa; Arthropoda; Arachnida; Ixodida; Ixodidae. Gene Ontology annotation, molecular function: sphingolipid delta-4 desaturase activity. The record is from RefSeq and is a predicted model, not a curated record. Gene Ontology annotation, cellular component: membrane. The transcript is spliced from 5 exons. Gene Ontology annotation, biological process: ceramide biosynthetic process. Bases 84 to 1139 code for a protein of 351 amino acids.